Molecule: messenger RNA, 738 nt
Organism: Emiliania huxleyi CCMP1516
Lineage: Eukaryota; Haptophyta; Isochrysidales; Noelaerhabdaceae
Exons: 2
Coding region: 1-738 (245 amino acids)
Source: RefSeq, a predicted model, not a curated record
AUGGGUGUGAGGUUACCGACUGCACUCCAAGCCGCGGGCGACGCGGAGCUUCCGCCGGAGGACGACGCGGUCGAGAUGGCGAGCGCCGUCCACGUGCUGGACAGCGUGGCGGAGGUGGGCCCGAACUACACCCUGCUGCGCAGCAAGGAGACGAAGGCGAUGCGGCGGAAGCGACAGCUCGAGGAUGCCAGGGCGGCGCUCGACGGCCACACUGUCCUGCCCACCGGAUCGCGCCUCGAGAUCUUCUGCGACAGCGAGCGGUGGUAUCCUGCGACCGUCAUGGCGCGGGAGGAGGACAGGGACGGACGGAUCGUGCACGAGGUCGAGUACGACGGCUACCCGGAUCGGCGGUGGUGGCACAUGCUGGACGACGAGCGGUGGCGCGCCGUCCCAGAGCAGGCCGGCGCGGGCGCAGGCGGGGAUGGGGAUGGGGAUGUGGCGAUGGACCGCGUGGACGGCGAGCAUGGCGCCCGUGCCGCGGGCGACGCCGAGGCGGCCGAGGUGCGGCCGGCGCCGCCUCCUGUGCGCCGGGGCGUGCGGCGCAGCGCGCUGGCGGACGCCCUCGAGGCGGAGGAUGACGAGCAGCAGGAGGCGGCGGCGCGUGGCGAUGAGCGGCCGAUGCUAGCGCCUUACGUGCCAAUAUUUGGGCGCCUAUUCGGCGCCCAAUGUGCUAAUAUUGGUGAUCCAGCGGCAAGACGUGCCACUGCACGGGGUGUGGGAAUAUCAUUUAGGGAAUAG